AUGCUCCUCCACGUGUGGCUCGGUGGCUUCCUUCUGUGCUCAGGCCCAGACAGCGCCGGUGACACUGCUCCUCUGCAGCGGUCCCAGUCUCUCCCGCACUCGGUGGCGGCCGCCGUGGGUGGCACGUCUGACCCCAGCGCCCUCAGCAGCUCAGCGUUAAGUGAACGAGAGGCCUCCCGGCUCGACAAGUUCAAGCAGCUCCUUGCCGGCCCGAUCACAGACCUCGAGGUGGACAUGAAGUUCUGCGACCACGUGAGUAUGGAGAUCCUGUCCCCCGUCUUUGGCAUCCUGCACCCCGGUUUCUACCAGGCAGCCCGCAAAGACUUCAGCUACGAGCAUUGGUCACAGUCCCAGGCACACAUCCCCAGGGACAAGGGCGACUUUUACUACAUGAGGACCUUUUUUGCGGGGUCGGUGGUAGAGGUUCACCGACUGACCUUGGCCUGUCACCAGGCAAUGGGGGUCAACCUGGUCACUGGGAUUGAGGCUGUGUGGCACAAUGAGAGCCACCUGAACAGGUACUUGCUGGACCAUAAGCCCAUUAAGGUGCUGUCCCCAGAGGACCCGGCUGAGAUGCUUCUAGAUCAGUACCGAAAGAAGUCAAAGCUCUUCCGUACUACAGUUAUCCUGGCCCCACUAGGAGAUGAUUUUCGCUACUGUGAACGCAUAGAAUGGGAUCAUCAGUAUAAGAAUUAUCAGCUGCUUUUUGAUUAUAUGAAUUCUCAUCCUGAGUAUAAUGUUAAGAUACAGUUUGGGACUUUAUCAGAUUAUUUUGAUGCACUGGAUAAAGAAGAUGUAACCAUUAGAAAGAAUAGCCAAUCCAUGUUCCCUGUUCUAAGUGGAGAUUUUUUCACUUAUGCUGACCGAGACGAUCAUUACUGGAGCGGCUACUUUACAUCCAGACCCUUCUACAAACGAAUGGAUAGGAUAUUGGAAUCCCAUCUAAGGGCUGCUGAAAUUCUUUACUAUUUCGCCCUGAAACAAGCUCAGAAAUACAAGAUUAGUAAAUUUCUUUCAUCAUCCCAUUACAUGGCACUGACAGAAGCCAGAAGAAAUUUGGGACUGUUUCAACAUCAUGAUGCUAUCACAGGAACUGCAAAAGAUUGGGUGGUUGUGGAUUAUGGUACCAGACUCUUUCAUUCAUUAACGAAUUUGAAGAAGAUAAUUGGAUAUUCUGCACUACUUCUUAUUUUGAAGGACAAAAACUCGUACAACUCUUACUCUUUUGAUAACCUCCUAGACAUGGAUUUGAAACAAAACUCACAAGGUUCUCUACCACAAAAAACUGUAAUAACACUGAGUGCAGAGCCAAGGUAUCUUGUGGUCUGUAAUCCUUCAGAACAAGACCGAAUCUCAGUGGUCUCAGUCUAUGUGAGUUCCCCCACAGCACAAGUGUCUUCUGCUUCCGGAAAGCCUGUGGAAAUUCAGAUGAGUGCAGUUUGGAAUACAGCAACUACUAUUUCACAGACAGCCUAUGAGAUCUCCUUCCUAGUGCAGAUGCCACCACUCGGACUGAAAGUGUAUAGAAUUUUGGAAUCAGCAAGUUCAGACCCACAUUUAGCUGAGUAUGUGCUGCAUAAUGGUAACGUAAAAGAUAAAGGAAUUUUCAACAUGAAGAAUGUAAAAAGUACUGAAGAAGAUAUAACUCUAGAGAACUCCUUUGUUAAACUUCGGUUUGAUCAGUCUGGGCUUUUGGAGGAAAUGAUAAGUAAAGAAGACAGUAAACAUCAUGAAGUAAAAGUGCAAUUUUCAUGGUAUGGAACCACCAGUAAAAAGGACAAAAGUGGUGCCUACCUCUUCUUACCUGAUGGGGAAGCCAAGCCUUAUGUUUACACAACACUGCCCUUUGUCAGAGUGCAACGUGGAAGGUUUUACUCAGACGUGACUUGCUUUUUGGAACAUGUUACCCAUGGGGUCCGACUGUACAACAUCCAAGGAAUAGACGGACAGUCUGUGGAAGUGUCCAAUAUCGUGGACAUCCGAAAAGAACAUAACCGUGAGAUUGCAAUGAGAAUUUCUUCUAGCAUAAACAGUCAAAACAAAUUUUAUACUGACCUGAAUGGAUAUCAGAUUCAGCCCAGAAUGACGAUGAGCAAAUUGCCUCUUCAAGCAAAUGUCUAUCCGAUGACCACAAUGGCCUAUAUACAGGACACCAAGCAUCGCUUGACAUUACUCUCAGCUCAGUCUUUAGGGGUUUCAAGUUUGAAAAGUGGUCAGAUUGAAGUUAUCAUGGAUCGAAGAUUCAUGCAAGAUGAUAAUCGCGGCCUUGAGUAAGGUGUCCAUGAUAACAAGGUUACAGCUAAUUUAUUUCGACUACUACUGGAAAAAAGAAGUGUGAAUACGGAAGAAGAAAAUAAGUCAGUUAUCCUUCUCUCGUUAGCCACAUAACUUCCUCUUUCCUGAAUCAUCCUGUCUUUACAAUGACAGAAAAGAUCCCCGUGCCCACCCUUCAGCUGCUAGGUGAAUUCUCUCCGUUACUGUCAUCUUUGCCUUGUGACAUUCAUCUCGUUAAUCUGAGGACAAUACAGUCAAAGGUGGAUGGCAAGCAUUCCGAUGAGGCAGCCUUGAUCCUCCACAGGAAGGGGUUUGACUGCCGCUUCUCGAGCAGAGACACGGGGCUGCUUUGUUCCACAACCCAGGGAAAGAUUUUGGUACAGAAGCUUUUUAGCAUGUUUACUGUCGCAAGUCUCAUACCUUCAUCAUUAUCCUUGAUGCAUUCACCUCCAGACGCCCAAAAUAUAAGUGAGAUCAACUUGAGUCCCAUGGAAAUCAGCACAUUCCGAAUCCAGUUGAGAUGAACCUGGCUUUCAAAUUUGGAUUGGGAAGCAUUGUCUUUUAUACACUUCUUGGUUUGACGUGCAAUAAGGAAGCACAUUAUUUUAGCUUCUGGCUACUGUGAGGACAUGGAUUCUGUGAUUGUUAUUAUAAUUAUUAUUAUAAUUAUUUUUUUUUUUUACUAGUACAGAAAGAAAAAAAAAAGCCAUGCUAUAGCCAGUUUUUCUUUAAGUUCCAUCCAUGAAUCACCACCAUCAGUAUGAAUCGAUGCAACAAUGAAGGAAGAAAUGUCUAAAACAACCUCUCCAUAGAUUGUAUCUCAGGUUAAAUGCUAACUAACUAUAUCUGUGUCGGGAGUUGUGAAGAGAUUGUUAUAAGUAUUCAUGUUGCUGAUCCUUCAUUAGUUUUACAAAAAUACCCAUUUUUACCAAAAUGGAAUAAAAAGCUGAAGGGUAAUAGCUAAUGGCCAAAAUGGUUGCAAUCGUUCAUACGCAUUCGAAAAAUUUUGUGUAUUGAAAUAUGUGGAAAAGUGCAAUCCAUCAACCCUUAUGAUAUCUGUACAUCAUUGAUCUUCACACCUUUUUCUAAUGUACCACUUGACCCCUCCCUUCUCACUCUUUGUAUUUCCAGAAAUAGCAGAUUUUGAAUCAUUCAAUAGUAGAAAAAGAGGCAUAUUUUCAUUACUUGACAAUGUGGGAUAGGUGCAAUUUAUUCCAUUGUCACUAAGAUAGAAAAAGCAAUCCCAUAGGUACCAUAACCUCUUUUAGGUACCACAAGGUGUCUUUUUGCACAGCUCAUUUGAAUACAGAUGUUCGGAGAGGGGUUUUCUAUUUUAAAAAUAACCAUAUCAAAAUAAAUGUGCCUUAUUUUUUUAUAA
This is a messenger RNA of Mirounga angustirostris (Northern elephant seal), 3652 nucleotides long. Its product is annotated as alpha-mannosidase 2-like. Gene Ontology annotation, molecular function: carbohydrate binding; hexosyltransferase activity; alpha-mannosidase activity. The transcript has 18 exons. Gene Ontology annotation, biological process: N-glycan processing; mannose metabolic process; protein deglycosylation. The record is from RefSeq and is a predicted model, not a curated record. NCBI's taxonomy places the organism in Eukaryota, Metazoa, Chordata, Mammalia, Carnivora, Phocidae. Bases 1 to 2274 code for a protein of 757 amino acids. Gene Ontology annotation, cellular component: Golgi membrane.